Molecule: messenger RNA, 719 nt
Organism: Rhizophagus irregularis DAOM 181602=DAOM 197198
Lineage: Eukaryota; Fungi; Glomeromycota; Glomeromycetes; Glomerales; Glomeraceae
Source: RefSeq, a predicted model, not a curated record
CCCAAGUCCCAACCAAAUAAUAAUUCUCUUCUCAUAUUAUUUUCAAUCUUUCUACUUAGAACUCGUAAUAUUACCAUUUCAAACAAAAUUUUAUUAUAAAUUAUUGUUCAAAAAUAGGUGGUAUAUAAAUAAAAAAUAUUACUGCGCUAGGUUGUAUGGAUUUUACAUGUUCCCGUAGAUUUUUUUUUGUCCAUGUGGUUAUUUGCCUACUUUCUUAAUAUUUCCUUCACAUUAUUCUUUCCACGUGUAACCAGUUAUUUGUUACAUUUCCAUUGCACUUCGGGAGUGGGCUUUUUGUAUUUUGUAUAUUUUGUAUUAGGUGGCUUUCUUUUGUUCUUAAUAAAGCGCAACAAUACAAAAAAAAAGAUAAAAAACAAAAGAUAAAAAAAAAUAUCACUCAUGAUCACUAUCAUAUCCUGUCUACAAGUUAUCAAAUUCUAAUGGAUAAGUUAGAGAAUCACGUAAAAAUGAAAAUUAGUGACCAGAAUAAUAUAAACGAAGAAAAUAACUUUUGACAAGCAAUCUCUUCCUGCUUUCUUUUUGGUAUUAUAUAUCAUUUCGCAAUAUUUUUAUACUUCAAUAUUAAAUAAUAAAAGAAUGUAGUAGACAAGUGUUGUUCUACUGCAAAGAGAAAGUGAAAGUGUAUUUAUUAUUAUUUAUAGAAUAUAAAUUAUAUAUACUGUACGUGAUAAAUUUAUUAAUAUAUUAAAAUCAUUGAA